Messenger RNA from Macrobrachium nipponense, 1248 nucleotides. RefSeq lists its product as uncharacterized. Lineage: Eukaryota; Metazoa; Arthropoda; Malacostraca; Decapoda; Palaemonidae. The transcript has a single exon. The coding region runs from base 1 to 1248 and encodes 415 amino acids. The record is from RefSeq and is a predicted model, not a curated record.
AUGUUUGAUCAAUAUCAGUCUGUUUUAGAUGAGUAUGUUAAGUUAGGAUUUAUUGAGGAGGUAAAGUUAGAAGAUAACUCCUUUGAUCCAGUUGAUGGCAUUAAUCAUUAUUUACCUCACCACCCAGUUUUCAAGGAAUCUGCUACGACUCCAAUUAGGAUAGUUUUCAAUGCAAGUAGUAAGGAGUCACACCAUGCAAAGUCCCUCAAUGAUUGUUUACAUGCGGGACCUAAUCUGGCGACGAAAUUGACAGAUAUGCUGCUGGAAUUUCGUCAGAACAAAUAUGCUGUAGUAGCAGACAUAAGUAAAGCUUUCCUUAGAAUAGGAAUUAAUGAAAAUCACAGAGAUUUCACAAGAUUCUUAUGGUUUGCUGAUAGAGAUUUUAAGCAUGUCAAGACUUUCAGAUUUAAGGUUUUAUUGUUUGGAGCUACUUGUUCACCUUUUCUGUUGAAUCAGACAAUACAGUAUCAUUUGCAAAACUAUUCAGAUCCCAUCGCCAGCUCAGUCAAGAAGUCCUUUUAUGUGGAUAACUUUAUGAAAACUUAUGAGAAAUGUGAAGAUUUAGAACUCGAGAGUAAUAAGGUAAACCAAAUUAUGCUGGAAGCUAAUAUGCCUUUGGGAGAAUGGGCUAGCAAUUUGAGUUCAUUUAAUGAUAAACAUAGCCCAGAUACUGUCAACUUGAAUGCAGUAAAACUACUCGGUCUCUUGUGGGAUACCUGUAAUGACUCAUUGAGUGUAAAGAUGCCUUCUCAGAUUGUUACAUAUUUGAAUAAUCUAGGAAAUGUUUGUACUUUGACUAAGAGAAAGGUUGUGUCUCUCCUUUCAACCAUCUUUGAUCCUUUGGGAAUAUUGACCCCCGUAACAAUUAAGGGAAAACUAUUUGUGAAGAAAUUGUGGGAACUGAAAACUGACUGGGAUGACGAACUGAUGAUGGAUUUAAAGAAAGAGUUCGAUGAAUUGUUAAACCAACUCAAUUCUAUUGAGGAGAUCAAAGUCCCUAGAUCUUGUUUUAAUGAAGGAACUUGUAGCUUACAUGUAUUUGUUGAUGCCUCUCAUGGAGCCUGUGCGUAUGUUGUUAGCAGUAAGCACACAAGUCACUUGCUAAUUAGUAAGUCUCGAGUAGCUCCGAGCCCCCCACUCACUAUCCCCCGUCAAGAAUUACUUGCUGUGACUAUAGGCAUGCGCCUAGCUGUUCAUUUGCUAGAGAUUUUGGGAAAAUUUUUGUUCAGAUUGUACUGUUUGGAGUGA